UAAAAGAGAUGAGUUUGCGUGUCAAACUAAAACGUAUGCAACUAUAAAAAUGGGAUUAUUUUUUAUCAAUUUUAAUACAGAAGCCUACCAACCACACUAAUUCUACUUACCAGAUAAAAGUGAAGAGAUGGCCCAUGGAGGAAAGGUGGUCUGCGUCACCGGAGCUUCCGGAUACAUAGCAUCUUGGAUUGUUAAGCUUUUGCUCCUCCGUGGCUACAACGUCAAUGCCACCAUUCGAGACCCAAACGAUCGAAAGAAAACAGAUCACCUUCUUGCACUGGACGGCGCAAAAGAAAGACUCAAAUUAUUCAAAGCAGAUCUUUUAGAAGAAGGUUCUUUCCAACAUGCAAUUGAUGGAUGCGAUACUGUCUUCCACACUGCUUCACCGGUUAUGAUCACUGUCAGCACUGAUCCUCAGGUUGAGCUGAUUGAUCCAGCCGUCAAGGGUACUAUUAACGUCCUGAGAACUUGCACUAAGGUGUCUUCUGUCAAGAGGGUCAUCGUAACAUCAUCUAUGGCAGCAGUUCUUGCUCCUAAGACCAAGUUGGGACCAAACGAUGUAGUAGACGAAACCUUCUUCACUGAUCCAAGUAUUGCUGAGGGGAAAAAGCAAUGGUAUAUACUUUCCAAGACUUUGGCCGAAGAUGCAGCAUGGCAAUUCGCCAAGGCCAAUCAGAUCGACUUGAUCGUACUAAAUCCAGGACUUGUGAUUGGACCAAUAUUGCAUCCAACUCUUAACUUCUCGGUAGCUGUGAUUGUGGAACUUAUGAAAGGUAAGAAUCCUUUUAAUACAAGACAUCAUAGGUUCGUGGACGUGAGAGAUGUUGCUCUAGCUCAUGUCAAGGCACUCGAGACUCCUUCAGCCAAUGGCAGAUAUAUCAUUGAUGGUCCGGUUGUGACCAUAAAAGAGAUUGAGAAAGUUUUGCGCGAAUUCUUUCCUGAUUUGUGCAUUGCUGAUAGGAAUGAAGACAUUACUGAGAUGAAUUCAGUGACUUACAAAGUGUGUCUGGAGAAAGUGAAAAGUUUGGGAAUAACUGAGCUCACUCCUACAGAAACAAGCCUUAGAGACACUGUUCUUAGUCUCAAGGAGAAAUGUCUUGUGUGAUCUUCUUUAUUGUUUUGGGUACUUGUUAUUCCAUGCAAUCUAUGCAUUUCAAAAAAGGAUUAUAAUUAAGUCUUACUAGUUAUUUUAAAACCAAUAUAAAUCUUAUAUUUAUGUCCC
Arabidopsis lyrata subsp. lyrata is the source of this 1222-nucleotide messenger RNA. Its product is annotated as cinnamoyl-CoA reductase 1. Gene Ontology annotation, molecular function: oxidoreductase activity, acting on the CH-OH group of donors, NAD or NADP as acceptor. The transcript has 5 exons. NCBI's taxonomy places the organism in Eukaryota, Viridiplantae, Streptophyta, Magnoliopsida, Brassicales, Brassicaceae. The record is from RefSeq and is a predicted model, not a curated record. The coding region runs from base 128 to 1105 and encodes 325 amino acids.